This is a messenger RNA of Moneuplotes crassus, 953 nucleotides long. The record is from the annotation of a GenBank genome assembly. NCBI's taxonomy places the organism in Eukaryota, Ciliophora, Spirotrichea, Euplotida, Euplotidae.
UUAGAAUAAUAAAUACUUUAGAAAUGAAGAACUUAACCAUCCCAAAUAAACAUGUAAUAGGGUGCAUAUUUCUUCUCAUCAUGAAUUUGGUAGCACAAGUUAGUGCAUUUUGGUCAUCUGGUCAUAUGAUAGUAGCUAGAAUCGCCUACGAACAAAUUAAGUCUAUCAACCCAACUCUCAUGGAGCAGAUCGAAGCUGAAAUUGGCCAUCUUGGUCAAUUUUCUAAGGAUGGCAACUAUCCGUUUGUUGAAGCCUCUAAUUGGCCGGAUGACAUCAAAGAACUUGGAAUGUCACAAUUUAGUCAGUGGCAUGUUGUAAGAACUCCUAUCAUUAGAGAUGGAUACCAAGGAGAUACUUUUGAAGAGCCUCAAAAUGCUACAUGGGCUAUUAACGAGAUGAUCCAGACGCUUAAUUUCACAGAGAAGAAGAGCAUAGAUGCUGGAUUUGGAGUCUCAUUCGCUUGGAGAUUUUUAAUCCAUUUGGUAGGAGAUAUUCAUCAACCUCUUCACACUGGCACACUAUACACAAAAGAGUUCCCUGAAUCGGAUAAUAUAGGACAUAGAUGGAAAAUAGACUACGCCAAAUCUGAAAUGGACGAGUUGCAUCAUUUUUGGGAUGCUUGAGUAGACCAAUACGGUUCAAUCUGGAACCCUCUUACUCGAUCAGAAUGGGAUCAAAUUGGUACAUUUGCUCAUGAACUCAUGACCAAACAUCCCAGAGAGUCUGUCUCUAAGCGUUUAGAAAUCACAGAUUCCUUCGAUUGGGCUGCCGAGAGCCAUGAAUUUGUUAAGAAUUUUGUGUAUAACGGAAUCACACUUGGUGAGAAAAUAUCUGAGGAGUACAUUGAAAGAGGCAGAAAAUUCAUAAACGAACAGUUAGUAGUAGCUGGGUACAGACUAGCUGAUAUAUCAGAGAAAAUUGCCACUAAAAGAUAUUAUGAUAUCUAUCAAUAA